Messenger RNA from Argentina anserina (silverweed cinquefoil), 1362 nucleotides. Its product is annotated as sulfite exporter TauE/SafE family protein 5-like. Gene Ontology annotation, cellular component: Cul4A-RING E3 ubiquitin ligase complex; membrane. The transcript is spliced from 3 exons. The record is from RefSeq and is a predicted model, not a curated record. Gene Ontology annotation, biological process: protein ubiquitination. NCBI's taxonomy places the organism in Eukaryota, Viridiplantae, Streptophyta, Magnoliopsida, Rosales, Rosaceae. The coding region runs from base 1 to 1362 and encodes 453 amino acids.
AUGAAGAAUUGUAAGGUUGCACUAUUGUUAACUCUAUCCCUUUCCAUUCUCAUCACUUCUACUUCCCAAGCAAAACAAACUCAGCCCAUCUCAGAUGUCCUCCGCAACACCUAUGAAAUCCAGCUCGAGUUGUUUACUCCACUUGUGGUAGCAGGAGUCUUGUGUUUCAUUGCUGCCUCUAUAUCCAGUGCUGGUGGGAUCGGCGGUGGUGGGUUGUUCAUACCUAUAUUGACCCUAGUUGCAGGUCUAGACCUCAGAACAGCCUCUAGUCUCUCAGCUUUCAUGGUCUCCGGAGGCUCAAUUGCGAAUGUCAUGUUCAACUUGUGCAUCAAAGGUAGCACCAAAUUUGGUGGUAAAUCUCUGAUUGACUAUGACAUAGCACUUCUAUCAGAGCCAUGCAUGUUACUAGGGGUAAGCCUAGGAGUGAUUUGCAACAUUGUGUUCCCAGAGUGGUUGAUCACUAUACUUUUUGCACUUUUUCUUGCUUGGACUACCUCAAUGAGCUGUAGAAAUGGGCUGGUCUGCUGGAAAAUGGAGUCACAAGAGAUGAAAAUAAGGAAUGAUUGUAAGAGAUUGGAAAAUGGGGCGACGAAUGAUAGGGCAGGUGAUGGAGCAGAAGGGAACAGAGGUGUUACAGAGCCACUAUUAGGAAUAGGAACACAAGAUAACUGCAUGCAGAGAUUUCCAUGGAUGAAAAUGGGGGUCUUGGUUCUGAUAUGGUGCUCUUUCUGCCUAGUCUACCUUCUUCGUGGCAAUCGGUAUGGACAGGGCAUUAUAGCAAUAGAGCCUUGUGGAGUGGGAUAUUGGGUUCUCUCAUCUUCCCAGAUUCCUCUUGCCAUAGUUUAUACAUCGUGGAUCCUAUGCAGAAAAGAAAACCUUCAAAAUCAUACUUCAAACCAAAAGGAUAAUGAGGAGCUGACUAAAGUUGAACCACCAAACAAGCUACUUUUCCCAGUAAUGGCACUAUUAGCAGGAAUUUUAGGGGGCGUCUUUGGGAUUGGAGGAGGAAUGCUCAUAAGCCCUCUUCUUCUUCAGGUUGGGAUAGCACCUGAGGUAACGGCUGCAACUUGUUGUUUCAUGGUGUUCUUCUCUUCUUCCAUGUCCUCAUUUCAGUACUUGUUGUUGGGCAUGGAGAACGCAGACACUGCGCUCAUCUUCGCCGUCACUUGUUUUGUUGCAUCACUUCUUGGACUGGUAGUGCUGCAGAGAGCAAUCAAAGUUUAUGGAAGGGCUUCUCUCAUUGUAUUCUCGGUUAGCUUAGUAAUGGCUUUGAGUACAGUUUUGAUGACUAGCUUUGGGGUCCUUCACGUAUGGAGUGACUAUAAAUCAGGCAAAUACAUGGGCUUCAAACUGCCAUGUUAA